Porites lobata is the source of this 3669-nucleotide messenger RNA. NCBI's taxonomy places the organism in Eukaryota, Metazoa, Cnidaria, Anthozoa, Scleractinia, Poritidae. The record is from the annotation of a GenBank genome assembly.
AGGUCUGGAGGUCGAGGGCUACAGCAAACAAGUUUGAUCGCAAGUUGAGUGCAUGAUACAAAACAAGAGGUAAAAUAUAACUUCCUCCAUCCUUUUUUUAAUCGGAAGGAACCAUAACCUCAAGUCAAGCCAGUAAGGUAAGAUUUUUAGACCUAGACUAAGCAACGCAUUGACUGAAGUUCCAAGCUUGGCUUUAGUCUAAAGGCGAUGUGCACACUAUGUACGUAACCGGAUAUAGCUUUGUGCCGACUUCUGUUCACACUUAAGGACGGUGAUUUCAGGGGCGAUCUCUGCGACGGAGCAAAGCUUUGCGCCGAUCUCUAAAGUGGAGAGUCACGUAUCGGAUAGGUUUUAAAACUAUACCGUCACGAAAUUCGAAAAUCUUUCCGGUAGCCUGGGGCAUGUAAAUAGUUUCGACGCUUGUUUAGUAACUUCAAAUAAUGAUUCUUUUUUCAUCAGAUCUGUAGUUGCUUCUUGCCAUCUUAUUCAAAGGUAGCAAACAGUUGCAGUGGUCACAUUUUGAAAUACCUUAAAUAUUUAUUCAAAUUUUGCUCCAACCACAAAAAAGAUCAAUUUACAUAGCGCAAUUUGUGGUUUAAUGUUUCUAGACUAUUUCAGUUAUCAUCCUCUCCUUUGCAAUUUCGCUAGUAAGGAAUAUCUUCGGUUCAGACCAGUGAAAGAUUUGCAAGAUUUUAGAGAACUUAAUGACAGAUUUGCUAUUUCCUGCAGGAAUAAUUGUAAACCAUGGGUGGUAACCAUAGCAACUUGCCUCCUAAACCACUGGGGUUUGAAUAUAUGUGCAUAGCAGUUCGUACAACUGACAGGCUUCGCAUCAUACUUGGUGGUGACCAUGAGGCAGCCAUCAUACGUCAGAUCAUACAAGAUACAUGGCUCAAAGGGAUACAAAAAGAAACAUUUGAGCUUAAUGGAGUUUUCGAGUUCAAGUUGAAGGGCAAUCCAUUUUCUCCUGCUUCUUCAUCAAGUGAUGCGGUGGCUUGUAGGAGAAUGGCUGAGAGAAUUUUGCACAGGCUCUACCGAGAUGGAUGGAAGCUUCAAAUGUCAACUAAUUUAACUCGCACAGGUGAUUUGUCUUCUUGGAUAUUCAAGAAAGUUGCAGUUGCAGAAUUAUCUUCUCAACCAUUUCUUAUAAUCGGUCUCAGCAGCUGGGACAGUUUGAUGGUACUCAAUGCUCCAAUGGAUCUGCACCAAGUUCUCAAAGAUGCCAUCGAGAGAUCAUGGCCUAAAGGCAUCCAAAAGUGGACAUAUGAGAAUGAAGUACUGUUAAUCAAGCUUAAAGGUUACCCCUGGCGACCAGAUGGUGAAGAGGCAGUUCAUUCCAGAGCAGUGCUUCAAACUAUUAUCAGUGAUCUAAUACCCAGACAGUGGAAUUUAUAUGGUAACUCCAACAUCAGAGGUGACAGCAACACUCUGUUCUUCGAACACAAUCCAAACAUGGUACCAGGGCAGCCUCCUCCCGCACAGUUUAUCAUCAGCUUCAACAGUAAUGACUUACUGAGGCUCAUUGGAGCUCCAGACACCAUCGUGUCAACUGUCCGAAGCACCAUCCAGAGUUUUUGGCAUAAAGGAAUCCAGGAAGAAAAACGCUAUGCAGAGAGUUGGCAGUUUAAGUUGAAGGGAUAUCCGUGGUGGGCGUCAGGAGAAGAGGCAGUAGAAUCACGAUUUCUAGUCAUGAAGCUGAUGGAAGUUCUGUUACCGUAUGGAUGGACCCCUGUUGCCGCGAUUGAUAGCUCAAGGAAAGACUCUGAUAAGAGUUCUCUGCUCUUCAGAUUAAUGCAACCAAGGCAGGCACCCUUUUUCUGUAUGAGUAUGAAUGAAUCAGACAAACUUCGACUGAUCAAUGCACCAGAAGAUGUUACCAAGGUAUGGUGUGUCCUACCUACAUUAGUAGAUAAUGGUAAUAGUGCUCAACACUAAUGCUAGUCCACUAGCCCAGGACUAGUGAAACUUCAGGCUGGUCUAGUAAAAAUAUACCUCUACUACCCCCUAGACCAGUUAAACAAGUUGACAAAAUAGUUUUUCUAAACCUCUUUUACUUGGGAAGUUCUUUUUCUAAAACGCUUUAUCAGUAGUUUGUUUCUGUAGCUUAAUAAGACGCUGUGGGAGCGUAUAUUUGGGCGUCAAUGUACUAGGCGUGUGUGAAGUUUUUUAUUUGGGUGUGAGACGCCCAAAUAGAGUACAGUAAUCAAGUUCGUUUGUUUUGAUUCAAAGUUGCAGUAGGCACGCAAUACGUGCAAACUUAAACAAGCCAAGUGACACGAAUUUCUGCCGCACACUGUCACAAUGUUCACAGCAUUUAUCUUGGUUACACACAUCCCACAGGUAAUGCACUGCAAGCAAAUGUGCAAUAGAAAACAAAUCUUUUGUAAAAACAAAGAACACUGAGUGAAACAAACUAUUGAAUAGUUUAAAAGGGGGGGGGGGCUUAAUAGAGGAUUUACGGUAGGCACUGUGUGAAAGUACAGAACAACAAGUUGCCUAUUUUUCCACCUAUCUAGAUCUGCCAAGAUGUCAUUCAAACUCAGUAUGUUCUUGGCGUUCAACGAGUGCAGACCUAUGGCACUAGCCUGGAAUUCAAGCUGUCGGGUAAUCCAUGGAGCUCAUUUAUGGAUGGUCAUGAUGGAAUCCAUGCCAGAAAUUUGGUAUGCCACUUAAUUAGUGCCCUUUCAGGUCGAGGUUGGAUAGCUGUGACUGCUGCUGAUGUAUCUGCAAAGUAUGUCGAUGAAGACGAUGGUUCAGAUUAUCCCAUUGAUGUCGACAGCAUCUUCUUCGUAUAUGAUCCUUCAGCUGUAGCUGCUGCACCCACAGCUCCACCGCUGCAGCUACCAUACCCUCAAUUGUAUCCUCAACCAUUCACACAGCCCUAUCCUCAGCCCUUCCCGCAGCCUUAUCCUCCACCUCCAGCUUACGGCUUCGCUCAGCAGGGUGCUCCGCCCCCUUUUGAUCCACCAGCCUAUGGGGCCUUUUCUAAUCAGUGAUGUAAUAAUUUGUCCAAAUUAGGUAUAUUACAGUGUUCUGAAUGUAACAAUCAUGUUAGUUGAUUAACUGUCGACUCUCCCUUAGACUGUGGCUGGUCCCCUGUCAAAUUUGUAAAGUGCACAGUACCUCUGACAGGUCAGCUCUAAGACCAUAAACUUCAAUGCUGGGACAUUCAUAAGCGACUAUUUAUUUAUGUUUUUAGCAGAAAAAUACUCUACCACUUCACUCUUUGUACCCUGACAAUGUUCACAUUUGAGCAGAAUUUUUUUAAAUGUUACAGCUGGCCAAACUGAAAAUGGAUUAGAACACAGUCUUACAGUGGCUUAACUCUAUAGUUCAGUUCAACUAACCGACCUAAAGUGUCUUAACACAUACACAUGAGAAUAGAAGAGAAUAUGAAUACUUGUUGUUAUGCUUACGCUGACUUGUAAAGUAGUCUUUACUGGCCAAGUAACUACUGGUAGUUGAAAUAGAUAAAUGUGUACACAUCAUCAAAUUUGGAUAUAUUAUGGAUUUAUUUUGUUUGCAAAUUCAAACCAUGCUCUAAGUACAUACUGGUAUAUGUGAUAGACCCUUGCUGCUAAACAAUAAAAAGCAGCAUUAAUUUAAGAACCUGUCUUCACAAGGUUCUUUUUUCUAAUGUCAAAUGGAAUUGAAGUUACAUAUUUAAUU